This is a messenger RNA of Pocillopora meandrina, 8560 nucleotides long. Lineage: Eukaryota; Metazoa; Cnidaria; Anthozoa; Scleractinia; Pocilloporidae. The record is from the annotation of a GenBank genome assembly.
AUGGAUUGGAACGCUGAUGAAGUUGCUCAUUGGUUAAAAGAAAUAGGGCUUCCAAAGUAUGCGAAAAGAUUUAAAGGUAACUGAGUUUUGACAUUGUUAAUCCAGCUCUUCCUUUUAUCAGAUACACUCAUCCAAUGAGCUAUGCUUGACUCUAAGUGAGUAGAAUGAAAGUUUUCAGUUAUUCAACAUGAACAAUAUCAGUCUGACAGAGAAAUCGUUAAGCACGACAAGGUCAUGCAAUAUCGUUUGUUUCAAAUGUUUUGACAGAAAUCUUUUGUAAAGUUGUUCUGUAGUACAAAGAUGGGAAAGUUUCGCCAAGUUUUCACAACACAAUCAUACUUGUAAAGUCUGUUCUCUUUUAAUCAUUCACUGUUGAUUUAUGGUAGGAUAUCUUGUCAAUGGAGCUGUUUUACUCCAAAUGGAUGAUAAUCUUCUUGGUAAGUACUUGACAACAAAAUUAAACUCAGUUCCUUGAACAGAAAUUAUAACAGCUUCAUAUCUUAAAUAUUUCGUCAAGUUCAAAGCCACGCUCUUAGCUUGUACACUCUCAUUUAUUUGAUUAUACCGGCAGACAAAAUUCGAAUUACUUACUAACUGAACACAUAACUCUGAUAAUCAGAAGUUUAGCUAGAUAAACAAACAUACAUUGGAAACCAAAACACAAUUAUUCCCUACAUAAUAUUCAAACAGUAGUUGUGUUAAAAUGUUCUAUAAUUCGCUGGAUAUAAUACUGUCUGUCUCUCAGAGAACACUUGAUCGAUAGCUAUAAAAUAUUUGCUCUCCUUCAAUAAAGCGACGGGGCAUAUUGAUAUAAACGUGGUAAAGUUUAGACGCUCGGAUAAGAGAGAGCACAAACUUUCGCCUUUGUUUAUAUUCUUGAUUGCUCGCGAUAUUGCGUCAGAGAAUAAAUGUGAAUCUUUUUAUCUCCUAGUAAGUGUUUCGUAAGACGCUUUUAAUCCAGCCGUUUUGCUUACUAAUUAACAGCAGCAAGAGAACUUAACACUUUUUCCUCGCUUCACCUCUACGUAACACAACGAGGUUUACUUUUGAUUCUGUGACUCUAUAAUCAGUGAUUCCGCUCUCUUUUGUUUCUCUAUGCUUUGUCGAAAUGGGCAGAAAUUCUCAACAAUAGAUCAACGGCUGAUUUCAAUUGAAGUCCAAUUUCUUUUUAUCUUAGCCUAUAAAAUGUUUUAUGCUUCACUUAAUUAAACUGCAAAUUAGCGACAACAUGCAAAUCGCGAGAGGUCACGACAGUUAUAAACUAGUUGCAAUUACCGGGCAAAUUUAUGUUUAUGAUUUUUGUUCUGCUAUGAAUAAACGCUUCAUAAAGAAAAAAAGUUGAAUAAAGACUUAAGAGAAAGAAGAAACUGGACUUGUGGUCCUAGUGAUAUAAAGUCCCUGUCAAAAAACCUAGAAAAAAUAAAAUAAUUUGUAGUAUGGGCUCAUUAACAUUUUCAAAAAAGAUCUGAACCUAAUCAGAAAAUUAUAUGAAAAGCCAUUGUCGUCAAGAAUGACAUUGCAAUUUUUAAAUCAUGAAUUACUAAGCACUUUGUUCAUCCAUUUAUUGUUAUCUACAUCAAUCAAUUGUAAUUGGCUCAGCGGGAAGGGAGCUUAAGAAGAAGGAUGAUGGGGUGGGGGGUUAAGAUUGCCCAAGUUUUUUCGGCAGGGUAUGUAGUGCUUAACAAGCUGUGGUUUGGGGGUCAUAACAAUUAAACAUAGCAUACAGGUUUACGCAAAGCGCUUACUUUUUAGUUUUUUUUCGGGACUUAAAGCCCUCAAAAGCGAAUGAAUUUUGUCGUCUUAAAUUUCCUUAAGACACCCGUUCCCCCUCCUCCUCCCCCUGUAGAUUAUAGCUCAGCUGGGAGAGUUAUUUACCAGAAAUUCUGCUUUUAUAUUUAUCAAGCUAGAAAACCAUAAGAAAAAACUCGAAUUUGUUCAUUUUGCCUUAACAGAGCAAGAUUGUACUUUCAACCAUUCAUAUGUUUCCUUCAGAAGCUCAUAUUUUGUAGUCAAAAUCUAAAACUGCCCCAUAAAGAUCCUUUAGAACUGUUAAGGGUCUACAUUCAGAUCCUCGUGGUGGAGACAUUUUCAAUCAGCGAUCAAGAAUUUACUCUUGCUGUUGGCUAAAUCUUCAGUGUAACUUAGUUCAAGAAAAAGUAUAUAAAUAUAUAAAGAAGCAAAAGGUAAAAGAUCGAACAACUUGAUUUUAUCUCUAAUCUUUCUCCAGAUGACCUAGAGAUCACAAAUGUUAAGGACAGAGAAAUUCUCCUGAAAGAAUCCUCCAAGCUUGCCUCAAUAAAAAUAAAACCAGCACCCAAUGGAAGAGACUAUACAAAACGGACAAAAACCUUAUCGACUCCACUUAUUACUGUGAGCAAUUUUGAUGACAAUGAAAGUGAACAAAGAUUUAUUGUUGUGUAUGACGGCGAUGAGCGAAGAGACGGUAAUGGAUGCCGAACAAAUGAAGAACUGUUGAAUCAAAGAGUUAUAAACUUCAAGCAUAGAGAUGAAGAAGAAUCAGUGGGUGAUGAUGGCUCUGACGGAAAUUUUAGUUUUAAAGACAGUGACAAGCGAUACGGUUUUGGUAAGAGCAAUGUUAUACUCUCUUUCAAUUACUGUACUUGUCUGUCAUAAGUCUGUAUUUGAGUAUCGAUCAGUGAACAAUCACCGAUCGAUUUUACACAUAUUGAGCACCUAUUUACUAAGGGGGUACGAGCUGUCUACGCCCGAUCCGUUCUAGAAGGGUAUCAGGGACCUUAAGCAAACCACGUUGGCGACGGAGGCGAGGACAUGGAAAAACAAAAGAUCUAAUUGGCAGAACAAUAGCUCAGCACGUGCGUUUUAAAACUUUGUACAUUUCUUCGCCGUCCUAUGCAAAACAACAACGUGAAAUCACCACAAUAGGCCAUUUUACGGUUGUGUACUUAAUUGCCAAGCCUUUGACUUGGAAUGAGGCUGAAGGUGACCUUGUUGUGAUAGAGACCAGUAUCUAGUUAGCAUGAUAACAAAGUAAUUUGCAUUUGAAAAGCAGCAAGGUUUGUAUCAUAACAAGGUAACCCUUAGCCUCAUUCCUAUUCAAAGGCUUGGCAACCUACCACACAACUGUAAAAUGGACUAUUUGCGUCGUCUGCGAACCGAAACCGCGACGGCAAAUUAUUUUAAUUUCCAUUUGGAACUUUUAUACGUUAUGCUGAAGUUGAGGUGUGGCGCCGUAUAAGACGGUAAACACAUGCAACCAUUUUUGAAAUUCUAAUUAAAGGCAGAAAUUCAUUUUUUAAUCGAAGUCUUCCUUGGCGUUGCCGUCCUGACUGCUUAAGGUCCCUAUUAGUAGUAUGAGAGAUCGCGGACACAGACCACAAAAACAUCGGGCAAAAGUAUAAGGGGGCCAAGACUGCAUUUCUAGUCAUGAAGUCUCGGUCGAUUGGCUCAUGAAAAGAUUUAGCGGCCACAUACAUUUGUCCUUCUCCUGUAGAUAUACCUGAUAAAGAUCCAGACAGACCAGUUGAUUCGACGCCAACAGCAUCAGCAGUUGCCACAAGAGCCACUCAAAUGGUUGAAUUGUUAUCACGUGAUAAUGUUGCAUUACGAGAAAAACUGCAAAGCGUUUACCAUAAGAUGAGUAGAAUACAAACGGUGAGGAAAGAAAAAGUCUCGUUCACGGUUUUUGAAGGCACAAUCUGAGCACCAUGAUUUUAAUCCCUCGGGAUUGUUCGGUCUAUUCCCGUAUCAACACAAAAUUAAUCGAAGCCGGCAUAGACACUUCCGAACAUCUUGGAAAAUGUUGUUUACACGAAAAAAGUUUCCUGGCAAUUGUUAAAAAUGAAUCAUAAAACAUAGCAAUCACAUUUCUUGAAUAUAGCAAAAACAAAGAAAAAUGUUUUUUGAAGGCACUUUGCAGUGAAGCGAACUUUCUCAAGGAAAUAUUUUGGACAGAUGAUAAAUCCUUUAUUGAACAAAGUUCAGGUCAUCAUGAUUGGAAAUUUACGUCAUCUUUUCUUCUGACGUUUUUAGGGAGCCUUAAUAUGUCUUGGUCCACACAACGAAAAUAAAAUUAGCCAGUAUACGUAAUCUCGACCUCAAGCAAGGUCAAUAACGCAGUUAUAUUGCAGGUUGAAGAUGAACUUGAGAGCUUGCGCACUGCAUACGAGGAACUACAAAUAUCGUUUAAGAAACGUGAAAACCUGGAAUACAGCACAAGAACACGGAUGGAAACGGAGAUGAAGGAACUUCGAGAAAGAAACAGGAAUCUUGAAGGUGAGAAUGGUUUGGAUUUCAAACAGAAAGGUAUUGUAAAUUAAAUGUGAAACAGUUCACUGUUAUUUUGAUAUCAGCUGUAUAUUCAUGACGACAAUUUUACAGGAAUGCUAUGAUCUAGUCAUAAUAGUAUAUCUUUCGGCAGUGCAAAAACAUUCACGACAUGAUAGAAAGCAAACAGAUCUCAGUAAAAUCUGCUAAAUACAGAAAUAUUCUUUAGGUAAAUGUGCAAUAAUCAUUUUGAAGAUAAUAGAUGCAUGUUUUAAUGUUUUAGGAUGCUCUAGUCGCUGUUUGCCUGAUCUUUCUUCACACAAAAAAACAUGCAUCAAACACGAAAAUAAUGUUUGGAUUUUCUCCGGCAAACUUACAGCAAAUACGAAUGGAAAAAGACAAUCAGUUUUCCAACUUAAAAUCUGUGAUUCAUGCAAACCUACAUACAAUAUAAAGAAUGAAAAUAUUUCACAAAUUUAUUUUUGAACUCGUAAGGAGAGACAGUAAUGUGCUAUUAAAUGACACAGAUAUAUUUAAAUUAAAGGGGAAUUAAAAAUAUUGGUAGAAUAUUUGCGAUAUUUAGGAAACUUGUCAAAGCCGACAUCUACUACAAUGAAAAAUCAGAAAUAAGAUCACGUUAGGUUCAUUCGUGUUUUUUUCAAGCAGAAUUCUACUACUCAGAGAUUUCAUAAGAUUACAAAUACCACAAUUUUAACCUGAUGACCGAACGGAAAUCAAUGAGUUCUCGUCAUGUCAUGUAAUGUACGUAUAAGGUCAUUUUACAGACUUACAAGUUGACGUUUCUCAUAAUGAUUGAAUGUUUUAUUUGAUCAGUUUGUUGUUAAAAUCUCUAAGGAAAGUAAAAAAAGAAGCCAUCAACAGCCGAUAUAAACCGAUGUGUAAAUUAAGCAGAUAGAGCUUGCGAAGAGGCAAUUAAAGAAACAGAGACAAAAUUAAGUGAGGUUUGUUUGUAUUGAUCCAGAUUGAAGACUUCAAGAACCUGUUCAUCAAGUUGGAAAAUACAUGAACUGAUUGAAGGAUACUAUCACACAAAUAUGUUUACGUCAGUUGUAAAAACUACGUUAGAAAGACAACAAGUUUGGAUGCAGUUAAAAAACUUCAAUAUUGAUAUCAUUGUUGCUGAUGUUUGUACCGGAUAUGGCGGUCAUAUUAUUAUCAAAACAUUCUUCACUCAAUAUUCUUUCAACAGCUGAACUAGAGAAAUGUAAAGAUGAAGUCGAACAAGGAAAGGUAAGUUAUCAACAUAAAAGUUUGGACGAUAAGUAACAGCGCACCUACAGAUGUUUUCGAAAACAGGUCCAGGUUUGCAACCUUGUUCAAACAAAUACGUCUUCUUGUGCUUAAUAAACCCCCAAUAUACCGACAGCAAGGCAACAUUUGAAUGGCCAAAGACAAGAGCAUGUAUUAGCAUGCGUAUUAAAUAUAUUUUAGCGCCUUAGACAUUAAAUAUUACUAAAGCGUCUUGUACCAUUUUAUUUUCUAUUUUGUUACAGAAUUCAUUGGAGAAUUUCAAGAGGGAAAUUAGGCUCAAGAAUGACGUCAUACGACAACUCAUCGGUCAAAGUAAUCUCAAUACUAAGUUUUUAAAACACUUUUCAAUGUGUUGAAGUAAUCCAGGACUGCAAUGGUUUUGCUCCAACACGGUCUGUGAUUGGUUUAGGAAAAUUGCGCCAUCUUCUCCACCAAUCAGAUACAAAAAUAAAGCCAGCCGCGACUCGCUUUUUCCCGCGCUUUAAGCUGUUUCCUUUUAAUGUGAGUUCCCAUUGGCUCCCGCACGGUCUCUGACAUAAUCUCAUGACCAGGUCUCCCAAAGCCACGCGAGCAGGACUGAGUGAGAAAUUACUCCGGAAGUUGCCUAGUGAUCAGAUGUGCUUUGGUCCUUCUUGUCGUAUACCCUCUCUCCUCUCCCCUGAAUAUAUGCACGUAAGAGUUUCAUGAUCAACUUUUCACUUCGCAGCCAACGUAAGGCUUGUUGAUUAACAAUAAAAGAGCUGCUGCAGAAAAUCAUUUUAAAAGUAGUUGAUAGCAACAUUUCAUAUGUCUGGAAUUAGGUGACCUCUUUAUUUCAACGCGAGAAGAGCUGGAACAUACAAUAAACCGACAGAACACACGAAUUGAAGAACUGGAGAGAGAUAAAGAUCUACUGAGUUCAUCGCUGGCACAAAGUCGAGAGAGAAUAACAUGUCUCCAAAAUGAGGUGAGAUUCAUGUUUUCUUGGAAAACAAAAUCAAGACGUGCCCUAAUUGGUUUGGAGCUUAAAUAACGUAAUCCGUAUUAGUUCAAUCGCUCUGACGAAGGGCUAACGCUCGAAACGUCAGCUUUUAAACCUCUUUACAGUGGCCAAUUUACGUUAUAAACUCGAUUGAUAAUACUAAAUUACCCUGUUAUACUCUCCCACCGACGCAGCACCACAGUUUCUUUAGAAAAUUGCCCCCUUAGUUCAAUUUAGCUUUAACAGAAAUACAAUGUUUCUAUGACAGCUCGAGCAAGAGUUGCACAAGAAUCACGUAAGCCCCACAGGGACGGUACAUGGUCUGCGCAUGAUGGAAAGUAACCCUGUUGACGAGAGGUUGUGCUCGACAACUGCUGAUGAAAUAGGAACACAUCACCGGCAUUCAAUCUCAGCUGAAGAAGUUAUAGCAGAGUUAGAUGGACCUACAUCUAUCCCUGGGUUACUUGAAAUGUUGAGAGAAAAAAACGAAAGGAUUCAAGUGCUGGAAGAUAAUCUAUCACGGGUAAUUGUGAAAGUAAAAUGUUAUUUAUUAUGCGUAAAACUUUCAGUAAUAAAAUUCGUUCCAAAGAAAAUUGGUGAUUGAACCUUCGUCUGCUUCUUUUUAGCUUGAACAAACGUUAAUGCAGGAAGGUACAUCAAGGAGCUUGGCCAUAAAAGCUGUCUCUGUCCCAAAGUAAGUUUAUUCUUGCGCUAUAGGUUCAAAAAAAUUCCAUAAACGAGUCAUAGCUCAAAAAUCAAAGUGAGCGCGAACAAGUGUUAGGAAUCAUGUACUUAAUGGAAGACCUGAGAAAAUGCGUAACUCGAAAAAUAAAAUGGCGGGAAGAUAGCACAAUCCGUGUUGGGAAACGCGUUACUCACCAAUGCGCGGUGAUAACAAAUGAACGAAGAAAGCGCGGUGUAAUUUGUGUUAAUGCGCGAAAAAAUCUUUCACCGCAGCAAUGAUGUGUUAUGUAUCUAAUUCAGGGAAGCACGGAUAGCGGCAUUGGAAAAAUCCAUCCAGGAACGUGAAAAGAUUAUUGCUGAAUGUAGAGCGGAAAAUUUAAAAUCCGUUGAAGAACUAUACGUGGCCAACAGGCGCUGUGCUGAUUUAGAAUCUAUGUAAGUUAUAAGAAUGAAUAUUUUUACCUUCCAUCGAACUAUAGUGAUUUUUACCACAGGAACACUAACCUUUAAUAUUCCACCGUCUUCAACAUAGAAUAAAAUCCCUUCACUCGCAGUUGGCGGAGAAGACGGCAACAAUUAGAGUUCUUCAAAAUAAUAACAACGAUGAACUGAGUGAGCCUGAAUGGCCACUAGACCCAGCCUACUGUCGGACAGACUUCGCCCAAAUGAGGGAACUGGCACGAGAUUCUUGUAAGUAAACUUGUACCUGAGGCGUACAUUGUAAUUACUUGAGCAUUUAGAAAAACCUCAAGAUAAUUGUCGCAAAUUGUUGAUAUGUUCCGUCUUUUGUUAGAUGCAGAAUCACUUGAUUCCGGAAUGUCACUAACUAAUGCACUAGAUGCGAGACAAACAGAUCCUGAAUUCAAGGUACGGUGAAAAGUAACUAAUAAACAAUAAUCAAAAGAAAUUCAAGAUCUUCAUUAAUAUAGCCAUGAUAUGAGCUGGAGGUGAAUUCAUGCGAUAAUCAGCUGGAUACUGCAAGGACCCAGGAAUAUCAUUGAAAUGUGUAACUUUAUAGCCGGAACUGUAUGUCAAACUACGAAAAAUUCCUUUUUUUCUGUUUUGUUAUUCAUCUCCACAGACAAUGGACGAACCAGACGAGCUAUCAGUUCACUUUUGGUCUGUGUAACAAUUAGGAUUCGGAAAGGUCAUACAGACUUCAUCCAAGUGUCGUCUCGGAUAUUCGGAUCAGAAUAUUAUUUAUUACGAACUUCCUUUGAAAUGAUCAAGCCUAGACCUCAAAAGUCGAGAUCUCAAAAUUUUAAGGAACAAGGAAAGACGAAAUGUUCUGAGACAAUCCAUUUUAAGGAAGACCAACCCACUCAGAAGUCUCCUGUUGGAGGGGAUUAAUUUGGACAAUACUCUCCUGGAACACUAUGCAGUAUCACUGCCAUGUCU